AUCACCAGGAGAAAGACUCACACCUGGUUGGAACAGCUGUCCCAGGACAUUUGGCUAAGGAACAAAGAGAAGCAGGAUUCUUGCUCGCAGCUUUUGUCCCGUGACACAACUCAGCAAGAGCACUUGUUGGAAUUCAAGCCAAAGAAUCCAGAAUGGGGCUGCUAGUGAGACUGGUGGUUCUGUACUGGGUGCUCAGACUCGACCUUUGUGAAAAUGAGCCUGCGUGGUUCCAAAACAUCUCCACAUCCAUAUUUAACUCAUCUGGAGACUUCCUCCUUGGGGGACUAUUUCCCAUUAAUGGCCUCACAAGCAACUUGAGCCAAAAUGAAAACCCUAGCGAUGUGCAGUGUAACAGCGUAAAUGCAAUUGGACUGGGUCUUUCACUGGUGAUGAAGUAUACAGUGGAUGAGAUCAAUUCCACACCAGACUUGCUCCCCGACAUCAAGCUGGGCUUUGAAACCUUCGACACCUGCAGCCAGUCAUUUAUCAUUGUGAAGCCCAGCAUGUUUUUCCUGAGUGAGGGAUACUCAGGGCAGGUCAGAGUGAUGUGUAACUACACAGAGUACAGCACACGUGUGCUGGCUGUCAUUGGACCCCAAAAAUCUGAGAUGGUCGAUGUCGUCGGAAAGCUCUUUGGAUUCUUCAUGAUGCCACAGAUCAGCUACGGUGCCACCUGUAACACGUUCAGCGACAAGCAGCAGUAUCCGUCAUUCUUGCGUACAGUCCCCAGUAACCAGUGGCAGGCCCAGGCCAUUGUGGACCUGCUGAAGGAGUUCGGCUGGAACUGGGUAGCUGUGCUGGGUAGCGGAGAUGAUUAUGGCAAGGAGGGGCAGCUUGUAGUCUCCAUGUUGGCAGCACAGUACUCCAUCUGUGUUGCCUACGAGGCCAUCAUCCCUGUGUACGACGACCCUCAACCCAUGAUCUCAGAGAUACUAGAUAACAUCAAGUCGGCCGCGGUAGGCGUGGUGGUCCUCUUUACUGCCCCCAGUUCUGCUCGGAUAUUCUUCUCUGAGGUGAUAAAGAGGAACAUGGUAGCUGUCUGGGUAGCUAGUUCAGCCUGGUCUCUUGACAACUUAGUAUACGAGCUCCCAAACAUCAACCGCAUAGGCACGGUGCUAGGCUUCACCGAGAACACCCAGAUGUUGACCUCACUGACCAGCUACGCCAGGGUGCUCCUCACACGGCUGGGAAAAGAGAGGGGCAAUGGGCUAAGGAUAGAGAGCGAUAAGUCAGGAUACUCCCAUCUGGAGGACCCCUGUCCUGACUGCUGGAACCUGUCCCAGGACAACAUCAGCAUAGUGACGCAGCCAGUAGUGCAGAGAAAAGCCUUCAGCGUGUACCUCGCCGUCUAUAGCGCAGCCCAUGCACUCCAUCAAGUGCUUGGCUGCAAUACCACCAGCUGCCAGAAGGGGGCAGACAGCAAGGUCUAUCCCUGGCAGCUGUUGGAGGUUUUGAAAAAUAUGUCCUUCGAAAUUAAAGGCCAGCAGUUUCAUUUUGACAGCAAUGGAAACCCUAACAUUGGCUAUGAUGUUCUGACUUGGAUCUGGACGAAGGGCAAUGUAACCUUUAAAGACAUUGGAACCUACUACAAUAGCUUGAAGAUCAACGCAGCCCUCAUCACAUGGUACACCAACAGCACUAAGGUACCUAAGUCCACUUGUUCUUCAAAUUGUGAGCCUGGUCAGAUUCGUCAUGUCAAGGGCUCUUAUUCUUGCUGCUAUGAUUGCAUCGACUGCAGUGAAGGCACCUUUCAGAAUAAUACCGUGGACCUCCAAUGCACUAACUGUCCCGAUGGCCAGUGGUCUUUACCGCGCAGCACCAACUGCACAUUGGCCACAUACUACUUCCUGUCCUGGAACAGCUACCAGGCCCUGGGACUGGUGUUGCUGGCCAUCUUGAUGCUGACUUGCCAUGGAGUCACAGGCUUACUCUUCUUGUAUCACCAUGGCAGUGCGCUGGUGCGAGCCGCGGGGGGACCCCUGAGUGCUUUGACCCUGAUCGGCUCAAUGGGAAGUUGUGCCAGCAUAAUUCUGUUUUUAGGCCAGCCGGGAGACUUGACAUGCCGCUUGCAGCAGCCUGUCCAUGUCGUCUUCUCUACAGUGACCCUGUCCACCUUCCUGGCCAUCACACUUCAGAUCGUCUGUGUGACAGAGUUUCCAGAGGAAGCUCCGUCCUACCUGGAGAUACUGCGUGGUGUUGGCAGUGGUAUGGUGGUCUUGGCAUGUUGUGGAGUGCAGGCCGGCCUGUGCGGGUGGUUCAUCCAGGCUAGUCAGACCUUGUCCAGCUACCUUAAUAGCAUUAAUGUGAAUUUCCUGACGAGUUUCCUGCGUUGUCCAAUGGAGCCCAUGCUGGGUCCAGGCCUGAUGGUUGGCUUCAACUGCCUGCUGGCCUUGGUAUGCUUCAUGAGCACCUUCAUGGUGAAGAAGCCUCCCAACCAAUACAACUUGGCCCGUGACAUCACCUUCUCUACUCUGUUUUACUGUGUGGUGUGGGUGGUAUUCAUCCCAAUCUACACUGGCCUGGAUGACAAAUCCAAGUCUCUCGCGGAGAUGACCGCCAUCCUUUUUGGCAAUGUGGGCAUAGGGGUCGCCUACUUCCUGCCCAAGUGUCACCUGCUGCUAAUCAAGCCAGACCUCAACACAGAAGACUACUUCCGUACUUAUCUAGAAGCUUCUCCAAUUCCCCCUGAAAAAGACCAAGAUAAACAGCAGUAGCAGAUGCUACAGCAAUUUCUAUAUAAAGCCAGCUAGAAAAAUGUAUUUUUCAUGAAAAAAUAAA
Molecule: messenger RNA, 2778 nt
Organism: Brienomyrus brachyistius
Lineage: Eukaryota; Metazoa; Chordata; Actinopteri; Osteoglossiformes; Mormyridae
Product: taste receptor type 1 member 3
Exons: 9
Coding region: 153-2714 (853 amino acids)
Biological process (GO): sensory perception of umami taste; G protein-coupled receptor signaling pathway; sensory perception of sweet taste
Cellular component (GO): membrane
Molecular function (GO): G protein-coupled receptor activity
Source: RefSeq, a predicted model, not a curated record